Molecule: messenger RNA, 1821 nt
Organism: Onthophagus taurus
Lineage: Eukaryota; Metazoa; Arthropoda; Insecta; Coleoptera; Scarabaeidae
Biological process (GO): RNA polymerase II preinitiation complex assembly; transcription initiation at RNA polymerase II promoter
Cellular component (GO): SAGA complex; transcription factor TFIID complex; SLIK (SAGA-like) complex
Molecular function (GO): transcription coactivator activity; RNA polymerase II general transcription initiation factor activity; protein heterodimerization activity
Source: RefSeq, a predicted model, not a curated record
UUUCUUGUAAACUAAAAUUAAAAAUAUAAAUAACCCACUUUUUUAUUUUUAUCUGUUAUUAUCAACAAAAUAGUUAUUUGUUUAAUUCUUAUUUAUAGCAAUGAAAAGUUCCGCCUCAACAAAUAAAGUUGUUAACCCAUCGUUUAGUGUAAAAACGAAAAAGUCUUCAAAAGACCGUGAAAAACGUAAAUCGUCUAGUAGCACAGAAAAAUUGGAUAAUAACAGCGAGAAAGGGUCCCCAAAUAAAGAUGGAACAGUCAGAAAAUACGCUGGAAUUGGUCCUGAAUCAAUAUUAACGUAUUCGGAACAAGCAGGAUUUGAACAUUUGAGCGAAGAUGUUUGUUAUGGGUUAGCCGAAGAUAUCAGCUAUAAAUUAAGAUAUGUUAUACAUGAUUCGUUAAUUAAAGCUAGAUUAUCAGGUCGUAAUCAUAUAUUAUCGACAGAUUUAGAUGCCACAUUUCAAGAUUUAAAUAUUGAUAAAGUGUAUGGGGCUACUUCCACACCUAAUUGGAUUGGUUUUGGUGAUCAAAACCUAUAUUACCUUGAUGAUCCUAUGGUAAAUUUAAUUGAAUUAUCAGAACAACCCUGUUCUUUUACACAACCUGGGGAAGUUGUGGUUAAUAAAAAAUGGGUACCAGACACUAAAGAUACUGAAGUGAUGAGGAAUUAUUUUAAAACAAUGUGCUCAGCAAUUGUAUCUAAUAAUCAAGAAUUAAGUCAAUAUGCUUUAAAUGAUAUAAAGCAAAAUACGCAUAUUGGACCAAUAACCGAUUGGUUUUAUCAUUUUGGUUAUUUAUUGUUGAGUAAAGAUAUCACUUAUGAUAGUUUAACAACAAGCGCUUUAAGUUUAAUUAAAUGUUUAGAGCAAAAUCAGAUUGCUAUUUUAUCUGUGUCUGAAAAACCGUUAAAAUUGUUGGUGAGACUUCUAUUACAAAGAUUAUUAAGAGGAAUAACAACUCCCGAAGUCCUAAAACCAAUGUGUUCAGUUUUGGCGAUUCUUUGCGAAAGAUUACCACUCAGAGAAUUUGUUAUCGUCAAAUUAAACCAAAAAAUUAAAGACGACGACGCAAAAAUCAAAGAGAAUUUUUUACUUUCAAUAGUUUCAAUCAUAAAUGCGCUCGGUGUUGAUGCUAUUUUUGAAAUAUUUGUUCCGCUUAUGAAUUAUAUCCUUACAAGAAUUGAAGUGGAUCAAAAUUCAGAUUUAAUUUAUGCUAUUCUUCAAACUUAUACUAUUUUAAAUAGAGAAUGUGAUCACACUGAAGAAUUAGAUAAAGCUUUUUAUGAGACGUUCGGAGAUGGGAUUUGUCCAAUUUGGGAAAUUACACCUACUUUAAUUCCCGAAAAACAAGAAUCGAAUUGGUUCCAAAUAAAAAUUCAAUUAUUUAAGACGAGAAGAAAAAUUUUAUACAGCAAUAAACAUCAAACUCACAUUGAUAUCAAAGAAAUCUUUUCCGAUUAUGUUGAACCUGAUGAUGACGCUAUAUUAAAAUCGGAUUUUAUUGGUGAAAGAACCGGGAUACACUUUCAAAUAAAGCGCCUCAACGUUCGAAAACCGUUGCUUCCCGCCAUAACAGAUAUUGAACUAAGAAAUAGUUUGAGUAUUUACGGAACUGAUGAUUACAAUCCUGAUAUUAGCUUUUUAUCCGAACUUAUUAACUCUCAACCGACGCAAAGUGUUUUAAUUGGGAAAAGAUCUCUAUUAUUGUCUUGUGUUAAAGGGGAUAAAGUAAAAGUUAACAAUAGAAAUAGAUGUAAUGAUUAUAAUUUGAUGUAUUAUAAUUAUUAAAAUAAUUUAAAAAAAUAAAUGAAAUAAAUUAACAA